Messenger RNA from Nothobranchius furzeri (turquoise killifish), 1595 nucleotides. RefSeq names its product odorant receptor 131-2. The record is from RefSeq and is a predicted model, not a curated record. Gene Ontology annotation, cellular component: membrane. Gene Ontology annotation, biological process: G protein-coupled receptor signaling pathway; detection of chemical stimulus involved in sensory perception of smell. Lineage: Eukaryota; Metazoa; Chordata; Actinopteri; Cyprinodontiformes; Nothobranchiidae. Gene Ontology annotation, molecular function: odorant binding; G protein-coupled receptor activity; olfactory receptor activity.
CAAUAUAAAAAAAUCAAUUCAGUCUUCUCAAGGCACUUCACAAAGUAAACAUUCCAAUGCAGUUCAGCUCAUUAAGUAAAUCAGUAAAAUGUUUCCUACAUGAGGAACCCAGCAGGUUGCAUUGAUUCACUGACUAGUGUCAGAGUCUUUAAAGCAAUCUUCAUACUGGUCAUCUUGGUUUCUUAAGUCGUUGAAAUGUUUCUCUUGUUUUUCAGAUAUUUUACAUGAAUCCUCGUUACAUCCUGUUCAUCCAUCUGGUGGUGAAUGAUAUGAUCCAACUGACAACAUCAAUCAGCUUGCUUGCCUUCAGCUAUGUUUUCUACAAUAUGAGCUCCUAUCUCUGUUUACUCAUUAUUGUUGUUGCUAUUUUUACCACUAUGAACACUCCGAUAAAUUUAGCUGUAAUGGCUCUGGAGUGCUACAUCGCUGUAUGUUUCCCUCUCCGACACGCUGAGCUCUGCACCGUAAAACGAACAUAUAUUCUGAUCGGUGGUAUUUGGGUUUUGAGCUCAUUGACGAUUGUGCCUGAUAUAUUUCUUCAUCUGGCAACAGAUCCUCUAUGGUUAUUUUGUUCUUUAGCAAUCUGUGAAAAGGAUAAUCUGUUCCAACAUCCGGUAAGUAAACCAAAAAGGACCAUUAUUUUUAUCAUAUAUUUAACUUUAAUCUGGCUCACUCUCGUCAUUACCUACUUAAAAAUCUUCUUUGUGGCCCAAAAAGCUAAGUCAACUGAUGGAAGUGCAAAGAAGGCUCGGAACACCAUCCUGCUUCAUGGCUUUCAGCUCCUGUUGUGUAUGCUAACAUAUGCAGACUUUAUCAUCAAAAAUUCCAUCGUAGCCACUCCUCAGAUCUUAUCUUAUAUAACCUAUUUUUUGUACAUCUUGAUUCACAUUCUGCCCAGGUUUGUCAGUCCCAUUGUAUACGGGCUGCGAGACAAGACUUUUAGACAGUAUUUAAAAAACCAUCUGCUGUGUGACAUCAGAGCAGGAAGCAAACUGUAUCCUUCAAAAUAACUUCUGUUGAUGUACUAAAUGCUAUUUUAGGCCAAUCCACUGAAAUUAUGCUUGCAUUUACUCUACAACAAUGGAAUAAUUCACAAUGACCAAUUUGUGAUUUCAUUGCUCCUUGCUGGCAUCUGAGGAAAAAUAUUUAGUUUUUAUCCUUAUUAACUCAUUUCAUGUUUCAAGUUUGUACUCACAUGUUCACAUUGUUUGUAAAAAUGUUUGCUUUUUUGGACUUUUGUUCUCAUGUCAGGUUCGAAUUAAAACAAUAUGUCAUAAUUUUAAAUAAUUGGGGCAGCAGUAGCUCAACAGGUUGAGCGGGUUGUCCAGUAAUCGGAAGGUUGCAGGCUCGAUCCCGGCUCUGGACAGAGAAUUCUGCUGUUGUUUCCUUGGGCAAGACACUUAACCCACCUUGCCUGCUGGUGGUGGUCGGAGGGACCAGUGGCGCCUGUGCUCGGCAGCCUCGCCUCUGUCAGUGUGCCCCAGGGCAGCUGUGGCUACAUCGUAGCUCAUCACCAUCAGUGUGUGAAUGGAUGAAUGCUACACUGUAGUGUAAAGCGCUUUGGAGUCCUUACUCUGAGAGGUGCUAUACAAGCG